AUGCAUGCUGGUGUCCUUUCCCCAGGCUGCCCUCGCACCUUGGUGUGUCGCCUCACCAACAUCUCCUCGGUGCCCGUGACCUUCAGCCUCUGCAUUCCCAGGGAUGGCUCAGGAGAGCUCAGCACUUCCAGUCUUGCUCAGAUCUCAGACAACACUCACCCAUCCUGUAGAAAAGGAGCCCAAGGCCGUGUCAAGCCAACCGAGUUCUCCAUCAGGCCUCGUAGAGGGACCAUCUUCCCCCAGGGAUCCCUGGCUCUCCAGGUCUCCCUGUGUUCCACCACAGUAAGGACGUACGAGCUGGCGCUGGCGCUGGCGCUGGACGUGGAUGGUGUUGGCAGCAGGCGCACGGUGCGGGGCAGGGGGGCUGGAGCCGACUGGCUGGGCCUGAAGGAUGAGGAUUGGUGUGAGUGGGAGCCGCUGCCUGCAGUGAAGGGCAGCCCUGCCGUGAGCCGCCCCAGCCCUGCCCCGGCCGCACGGCCUGGCCCCGCCAGCCACGUCCCGGCUGCAGAGGAGGCAGCGGCUAAAGCGGCCCCGCUGGAGGAGGAGGACUGGCUGAUCGCUGCCUUGGCUCGCAAGAAAGCCCAAGCGCAGGCCAAGGCCCAGGAGAGGAAUGCCGAGGCCUCGGAGGCCCCAGGGGAAAGGCUGCAUCCCCGUCCUGCUGUCAGCCAUCCAGCCGCCUCCACAGGAGCCCCACAGCAGGCAGCUGCCCUGCAGGACACAGCCAGUGCAGACAGCUCUGGGCAGCCGGUGCCCUGGCUCAGCACCACGAAAGGAGCCUCAACUCAGGCGUCGGAGGCUGAGAAGGAGGAUCCCUCCGGAGACACCAGCGCCCUGGCCUCUACAGCCUUAUUGCCAGGAGAGCAGGAGGUGCAGGGCCCUGUCCCACUUGCUCAGGUUCCCACGCCCAGGACACGUCUCCAGGCUGCCCCACAGCUGCAGGCAGAGUCCUCAGGCCUGGGCUUGCUGCAUGAGAGGAGGCCGGGGCAUGGCACUGCCCAGCUCUAUGAGGAUGCAUCAGGCUGCCGGGCAGCUCUGGUCAGCGCCCAGGCCCGUGUGGCAGAGCUGGAGAGCCAGGUCCAGAUGCUGGAGGUGGAGCGGACGCAGCAGAGGCUGUUGCUGGAGAGUCUCCAGCAGCAGCACCAGAAGAACCUGGAUCUUCUCGAGAGCCCCUACAGGCGGCAAAUGAAGGUGUUGGAGGAGAGCCACGGGCGGCAGGAGGAGAGGCUGCGGCAGGAGCUGGAGCAGCUGAGGGCUCAGCUGCUGUCGCAGAGCCAGGACGCGGAGCAGGCGCAGGCAGAGCUGCGGGCACAGCACCAGCAGCAGCUGGCAGCACUGGAGCAGCAGCACACGCUGGAGGUGAAGCGGCUGCAAGAGCUGCAGAGGACGUCCAUCCAGGAGCUGCGCCAGGACUACGACGAGCAGCUGCGGCGGCUGCAGCGGCUGAAGGAUCAGGAGGUGGAUGCGGUGACCAGCGCCACGUCACACACCAGGUCUCUGAACGGCGUCAUCGAGCGGAUGGAGAAGUUCUCCAGUGAUCUGCAUGAGCUCUGGCACAAGGUGGAGGCCAAGCACCACAGCACCUCCCAGGAGCUGGCCACGUGGGCACAGCAGCUCAGGGUGCUCCAAGACAGGAUGUUGCAGCAGCAGAAGGACAUGGAGGAGGAACAGAGACGACACCAGGACGUGAUUGCUAAAGUGGAGGCCAGGCUGAGCAAGCAGUCUCAGCAGCUGGAGCAGGAGCGCUGCAGGGCGCUGGCGGAGCAGUGCCAAGUGGGAUCUCUGCAGCGCUCGCUGGAGGAGCGGCAGCAAGUCCUGAGCCAGCAGCUCUCCAAGGAGCGAGCAGAGCUGAGAGGGCCAAGCACUUUUCUGGCGGAGCAGCAGUUGGCGGUGCAGAAGUGCUCAGAGGAGUACCAGAAGCUGGCGACUGAGUGGGCUGAGCUUCGUGCCCAGCAGCAGCAGAGCAGGGUGAGGAUGGAACUGGACAGGCACAUGGGCUCCCAGGGAGAGGGCACCGUCAGCAGCCUGGCCAAAGAGCUGGCAGAGCUGAAAGCCAAGGAGGAGCAGCUGGAGAAGGCCAGAGAGCUGCAGGAUAAGGCCUGGCAGAAGCUGAGGCUGGAGAAGGAGAGGGUGAAGGUGGCUGCGCAGCGCGUCCGGCAGCAGGAGGAGAAGGUGCAGAGCAGGGCCAAGCUCUCAUCCCAGAAGGACAAGAGGGGGCAGCGAGUGCUGCAGAAGGCUUGCAGGGGGGAGUGUGAGCACCCAAGGAGGCUGCAGGCCAUGCAGCAGCGCUUGAAGCAGCUGAGGCAGCAGGAACAGCACCUGCAGGAGGAGUGGCUGAGCACGGCUCUGAAGAGGAGACAGCUAGAAGAGCGAUGUGAGGAGCUGCCCAACAACUCCAUGAUGCUGCUGACUGCAGACCAGGACCUCGGUGCCCCUGUGAACGGCCUCUCCAGCACACUGUUUCCCCUGACGACAGCGGCACCACAGAGCUGGGGUCUUGUUGCAGAGCCUCCAGCUCCUGUCAGGGUGCUCCCUCAGCACAGCCCUGGGGCUGGCAGGGACACCCUGGCCACAGCCAGCGGCACCGAGCUCAUUGACGCCACGCUGCUGCUGCUGAAGUUCAGGGCCCAGCAGGACCUGAUGGUUCAUCCCUCUCCUCACACCAUCCCUGACUGGGAGAAGCCAUCUCUGCUGGACUCUGGCUUUGUGAUGUGCCAGUCCCCUCCCUUCAGCCCCCUGCUUCCCUGCUGGGGCUUUCUCCAGGCUGGGCUGCUCUUUCAGGCUGCUUCUGUAGGAUUCGGGGACCAUGGUUUCUUAGAGAAUGAGGAGUUCUACCUGGAGAGUCUGACAAAAUCAUCCUAUCACACAUCAGCUCGGUCACGAGGAUGGUGGUCAGCACAUCUCACACCAGCAAAACUGCAGCCACGUCUCCACCAAUUGGUGACAAAGAAACCCAAGCUUUCUUAGGCAUUGUGGGCUUUUGGAGGCUGCACAUUCCCAACUGCUGUAAAUCCUCUCUGUCGAGUCACCUGGAAGAAAAACGAUGUCAAAUGGGGCUCUGAACAACGACAAGGCUUUCAACAAAUUAAACGAGAGGCUGCUCAGGUGGUGUCCCUUGGGCCAGUCUGAACAGGACCAGAUGUGACAAACAUGCUCUGCACUGCAGCUGGAGAGAAUGGCCCUACCUGGAGCCUCUGGCUAGAAGCACGUGGGGAGGCUGGAGGCUGAGCCCUGGGGUUCUUGAGUCAGGGAUGCAGAGGAUCCGAGGCCCGGUGCACUCCCACCAAGAAGGGGAGACUGGCAGCAGAUGAAGGAGUUUGAGCUGCCUCAGAAGGAAUUGGCAU
Molecule: messenger RNA, 3341 nt
Organism: Colius striatus (speckled mousebird)
Lineage: Eukaryota; Metazoa; Chordata; Aves; Coliiformes; Coliidae
Product: fas-binding factor 1 homolog
Biological process (GO): cilium assembly; establishment of epithelial cell polarity
Cellular component (GO): ciliary transition fiber; ciliary basal body; centriole
Source: RefSeq, a predicted model, not a curated record